GCUGGCCAGACCAAGAAGGGGCCAAGAAGCAGCUCCAGGGAGCCAAAGAGAGAAAAAAACAGCAGAGAUCUACCUACGCACAGCAGGCAGCCAGGCACAGACUCCCCCUUUCUCACCGACACUCAACAGAGGGAACACAGGAGGUCAAAAUAUGAAAGGCACCCACUCUUUCGCUGGACUUCUGCUCUUGAUCAUUGCUCAGAGCAGCUUGCAAAUCCCGCAGGACACAGAGGACAACUCCAGCCUAUUGACAGAGGACUCUAUGUUCAGCGAGCCAAGGGAGCUUUCGAACACGAAGAGACAUUCAGAGGGAACAUUCUCUAACGACUACAGUAAAUAUCUCGAGUCGAGACGAGUGCAAGACUUUGUCCAGUGGCUAGUGAACUCGAAGAGAAGUGGGGGUCCCAUCAAACGACAUGCAGAGGGUACCUACACCAGCGACGUGAGCUCCUACCUGCAGGACCAGGCAGCCAAGGAGUUUGUGUCCUGGCUGAAGAAUGGUCGAGGCAGACGAGAAUAGGGCUCCUCUACUCAGUCACAGAGUCUCAGUGUCUUAUGUCUUAUGAGCCCCCAGUCAAGAGAGAAUGCAACUCAUCCAGAAUGAACCCCCUGUUCAAUUUCCUGUUUCAUAACCUGUAUCCUCCUUCCUCUGGUCAUGCUAAUAAAUCCCCCGACAAGAAAUUGUGUUGCCUGUCAAUUG
Messenger RNA from Oncorhynchus nerka (sockeye salmon), 700 nucleotides. Its product is annotated as glucagon-1-like. Gene Ontology annotation, cellular component: extracellular region. The record is from RefSeq and is a predicted model, not a curated record. Gene Ontology annotation, molecular function: glucagon receptor binding; hormone activity. The transcript is spliced from 4 exons. The coding region runs from base 152 to 520 and encodes 122 amino acids. Gene Ontology annotation, biological process: response to starvation. NCBI's taxonomy places the organism in Eukaryota, Metazoa, Chordata, Actinopteri, Salmoniformes, Salmonidae.